Neoarius graeffei (lesser salmon catfish) is the source of this 1013-nucleotide messenger RNA. Its product is annotated as Kv channel-interacting protein 1-like. The record is from RefSeq and is a predicted model, not a curated record. Gene Ontology annotation, cellular component: voltage-gated potassium channel complex. Gene Ontology annotation, molecular function: potassium channel regulator activity; transmembrane transporter binding; calcium ion binding. The coding region runs from base 22 to 669 and encodes 215 amino acids. Lineage: Eukaryota; Metazoa; Chordata; Actinopteri; Siluriformes; Ariidae. The transcript has 8 exons. Gene Ontology annotation, biological process: regulation of potassium ion transmembrane transport.
GCUUGUUUCCACGACGACAACAUGGGAGCAGUGGUGGGCACACUGACCAUGCAGACCAAACAGAGGCGACCAUCCAGAGAUAAGUUGGAUGAUGAUUUGGAGAUGACAAUGGUGUGUCAUCGUCCAGAGGGUUUGGAUCAGCUGGAAGCUCAGACCAACUUCAGCAAGAGAGAGCUGCAAGAACUCUAUAGGGGGUUUAAAAAUGAAUGUCCUAGUGGGGUUGUCAAUGAAGAGACAUUUAAACAGAUUUACUCACAGUUCUUUCCUCAGGGGGACGCCAGCACAUAUGCUCACUACCUGUUUAAUGCCUUUGACUCGGAACACAACGGCUCCAUCAAGUUCGAGGACUUUGUUACAGCUCUGUCCAUCUUGUUAAGAGGUUCUACACAGGAGAAGUUGCAGUGGACGUUCAACCUGUACGACAUCAACCGAGAUGGCUACAUUAACAAGGAGGAGAUGACAGAUAUAGUGAGUGCUAUCUAUGACAUGAUGGGGAAAUAUACGUACCCCGCUCUGAAGAUAGACACGCCCAAACAGCACGUGGAUGCUUUCUUUCAGAAAAUGGACAAAAACAGAGAUGGAGUUGUCACUCUUGAUGAGUUCAUUUUAUCCUGUCAAGAGGAUGACAACAUCAUGAGAUCUUUGCAGCUCUUUGAGAAUGUGAUAUAAAAGAAGCACAGGACUGAAGGAGGAGACACAGGCAGAAAGCAAAGCAAAGAAGACUGAUUUGAUUUCCAGGAACGUUUACAGCUACUUUGUUCAAGAAGGAGAGUGACAAGAAGCUACACCAUCUCAUGCCCAUCAUAUCACCAUGGAAACUGUAGCUUCUUGUAGCUGGACAUCAGUGCAACACCACUAUGUGCAUAGCAACACUAUGUGCUGAGCAUGGUAAUAUAUAUUUUUCAAUUGUUAUCCAGCAACACGGAUUCAUGACCUUUGGAAACCAGCAUUGUCCUUGUUCCGCUUCUUAGCCACAUGUGCUCAACAUGUUUCAUGCUUACAAAUUUGCAACA